AGUGCAGUAUUACCAAGUGCAGAAUUGCCAUUGUUAUUGUAACUUCCAUUUAAAAAUUGAAAAUUCAAAAUAUAAACAAAUUUAAAUUAGAAAAGUAACGCCCACUUGGUGUUGCAAGGCCCGCCAACCGCACGAAAGUGACAUCAUCUGCCAGAAAUUUGACGUUCGUGUAAACAUGGCCGACAUCUAGCCAAGUCAGCGAUUCUGCGACCGAUUUGAAUUUUGAAUGGUACAAGAUCAGUUCCCCAACAUCCGUACGUUGAACAACAACAAACCGACAAAAUGGACAAUCUACUGGGCAUGUGGAAGGUGCGCGAGCUCGCCGACAAAAUCACCAACGUGGUCAUGAACUACACCGAAGUGGAGGCGAAAGUUAGGGAGGCCACAAAUGACGAGGCAUGGGGACCAACCGGGCAGAUCAUGCAAGAACUGGCCCAUUCCACCUUCACCUAUGAACACUUCCCCGAGGUGAUGUCCAUGCUGUGGAAGCGCAUGUUACAAGACAAUAAGCAACACUGGAGGCGAACAUAUAAGUCUUUGUUAGUGUUAAAUUAUCUUAUUAAAAACGGGUCGGAAAGGGUGGUGACUUCAGCUAGGGAACACAUAUACGACCUAAGAUCAUUGGAAAAUUAUUCUUUUGUUGAUGACACAGGGAAAGAUCAGGGUGUAAAUAUUAGGCACAAAGUUAAAGAAUUAAUUGAUUUCAUACAAGACGACGAUCGAUUAAGGGAAGAACGGAAAAAGGCCAAGAAAAAUAAGGACAAAUAUAUAGGGAUGAGUUCUGACAUGAUGGGCAUGAGAUCAGGUGGUGGCGGAGGCGGCUACGGUGGCUGGGACGACAAACCGCCCUCCCGUGAACGUGGCGAUUACGCCGACCACGAAUGGGACGACACGAACAACGUGAACCAGUACAGGGACCGUUCGUUCGACGAGGACUAUGAACGUGACGACAGGGACGACCCGUCCUCCACCGGCGACGACAUAGAUCUCCCGUCGUCGCUGCGCGUGUCCAACGGUCGCACAUCGGCUGAUUCUGUGCAGCCUAAAAGUCGUGUGAACAUCAGCCUGAACACAUCGAUCGCGGCCGCCGGUAGCCCCACCAAACGGCCAGCGCGACAAAUCAAAAAGGUCGAUUUGGGGGCGGCCGCCUCGUUCGGCCGUGACGCCACUCAGAGUCCCGUACAAAGGACGACGUCUAGCGGAGCAGGGGAUUUACUAAACGACGACUUCGACCCCAGAGCGGGAGAGUUGAUAACUACCACAGAAAAGACACCCGAAUUUGGGGACUUCGAAAACGCAUUUGGAAACGCACCUACUGGCGGGGAAGUACCGAAGUCGGGAGAGGAUGACUUUGCUGAUUUCAGCGCAGCUUUCGCCGGCCAAUCAGCCCCGGCUCCAGUUUCCCAGCCACCGGCGGCGACGGCAGCUGAUAACCUGUUAUUGGGCGGAGACUCACUCCUAGGCGGCGGAUUGUUGGGACCCACUCCGGUUUCGCCUCCCAAACCGUCAGGCGGCGAUUUGUUGGGCGACUUCGCCGGUCUCGCCCUACAAACGCUGCAACCCAACUUCGGGGCGACGCUCAACAACAACCAGGGACUGUUGGGCAGUCCGACGAACGAUCUCCUCGAUGGUCUCACUGAUCCGAGUGCCGGGACACGUAACCCAGCAAAAGUGCGCAAGAAAACCAACGAAUGUCGACUGGAAGACAAACUAAUGACGGCCAUCCAAUACUUGGGCUCCGUCGACAAACCGACGUCUCAAUCUCACAUCGAUGCUAUCUUGACGCACGUGCAGGGGGUUGUGGACGCGCUGCCCGGGCCGUUUUGUUCGCAAAAAGUAACGGGACUGGACGAGGUCGAUUGCGGCAAGGCUCGUACGCAAUACGCGUUGUUCUUAGAAAGUUUGAUCGGGAAGUUUGACCACAGUUUUCCGUUUUGUGACGGUAGAAUUUACCACCCGAUUCAACAAUUGUUUGCGGUAGAAGAUCCGCACUUGUUUUAUGCGGUUGUGGAUGUCGUAGCCAAGAAAAUGACCAUGAAUAAUGUUUUAGUCGAGUUACUGGAGAUGGGCUUUAGGGGUGAAGGAUUGUUUUCGACGUUCGUUUACUUCAGUCUCGUUCCAGACUAUGGGAAUUUUUUUGAGGUCAACGAAAUAAUUGACAAUCUGGAACACCUUGUCAGGAUUUUGCUUUCAUUGCCCAACAGGGUUGCAAAUAUAUUGCGGGGAAACGUCCCACAGUUUUUUCAAGUCAAGAAUUUUACCAAUUUUAUGACCUUGAACCUGUUGAAGCUUGUUGAAUGUUUGUGUUGCUUAAUUAAUCUGGAUAAAGAUGCCAAAAUUAACUACAACAUGAUUGCAUACAUACUGGGCCGAAUUGCUGUAGAUUUUAAUGAAAGGCUUACUUCUGAAAGUUUAAAAACCUUCAUUUCCGUCUUGUCUAUAAUCACCAACAAAAACGGAGUAAAAACCAAGACGUACAGAAAAAUAACAAGCGAAAUUUUAGACAAAUUAGACAGACCAUCAAUCGAAAUAAUGGCAAAAAUGAUCCUGCUACAAACCGACCCCAAAACCUACUCAAUAAAGUACAUCCUCAGUGCUGAUUUGAUCAAAAACGAAAACUGGAAAUUCGUUUUAUGUAAAAAGAUACCGCUCCUCAGUCAUUUCAACGAAGCCUACGACAAUCUGAUAUACAAUCUGGUAAUUUACUUAAGCACUUCCUCCCAUCACAAUCUGAAAGAACUGCUGGUUAAUUUACUAAACGUGUGGUCGGAUAAGUCGUCGGUGACUCACACGAGCGUCGAACGUCACAUGUUUAUAUCGAAAACGAUUAUGUGCAUUCUAAAUUCCUUGAAUAACAUCGACUUGAGCGUACCCGAAAGGAAACACGUACAUGAGCUCGUAAACGCGGGAAUGUCCGUUCUGUUGCAGUCGAACGUUUCCGCCAUUAGAUUUACCGGCAUGAAAACCGGGGAGAAACUGGUUAAUUACAUCAACUCUGAGAUGCAGGAUAAAGAGGACAUUAAACUGGAGUUUGAGUACGAUGACGCGUCCGAAGAUGUAAAAAUUAUGUUGAAAAUACUGGACGACUUUAGUUCGUGUGACAUGUCUCCAAUGUUCAAGGAUAAAAAUUGUAACGAUGAAGAUCUGGACGUUUAUUUGGAUAAACUGAAGCUAGUAGAAACCAAAGAAGUAACCUACGUGCCGCCCGAGAGGACAUUCAGAGUAAAAACCUCGGAGCCGAGCAACGAAUUCGUUUCCGAAAGCGUUACCAAAGUCUCCAACAUUAAAAUAAUCGACACCGAUUUUCAGUUAGAUUCGGACGACGAUUUGGAGCCGUACGACGUUUCGAACGACGUCAAGACGUCAAAGAAGGAACCGCCGAAAUAUUUACGCGACUUACGGGACGGUUUGAUCGAAACCAACGACCACGAAAUUUUCGAGUUGAGCGUGGAGAAUUGCGAGAAACUGGUGGCGCAACAGUUGCCUGAUGAUGAUCCCAGCAUAGGUUUGGAACUCCUGGAACUACUGAUUGGACUUGAGCCGAAGUUUUACGUUGAAAAUUUCGACUCGUUGGUUUAUCAGAGUUGCGUGGCUAUCACCUGCGUGUACCCCGCUGUCUACACGGAGUUUCUGUGCAAGAAAAUCCACGCGGAAAUCACAAUUUAUUCCAUCGUCCAUCGAAUAUUUAUGUUGGACGUGCUGCGUGCGGCAGCCAGGACUUUGUCCAGCUUAAAACCGGAGCCCGUUGAGCCAAAACCUGUUAAGAAACGGCACGACGUUGAGACCGCAGAAGACAUAAUCAAAAAACGGCUGGAGUCGAAGACUCGACGGUUCGUUAAGCACAAGCAUUUCCGAUUGGAAAAGGUCAACAAGUUCGCUGAAGUGGCCGGCCACUUUUUCUUUCCCCUCCUGUACGGCUACAAUCAAAACGCUCUGCUGCGACCCGGCGACAAAACCGACGACACCGACUAUCUCCUUCUGAUCCACUACGUCGAGACGUUGGCGGUACUGUUAUUCGCCUCCCAGAACUGCAUUCUGGUGCCUCGCAUGGCCAAGGAAGUGUUGCAGUUCUGCUGGUUCCUCCGGUUCCAUCGUGACGUUAGGGUGCGGAUGGCUGUCAUUAAUUUGAUCGGGGCGGCGAUCAUUAACGUGCCCCACGCCAUUUUGGUCACUGAUUUCUUGGACGAACUGCUCGAGAUACGAUUGUGGUUGUCGGAUUUGCUUAGUCCGAACGUCGUUAGGGGUGAAUCGAAUUUGGAGUGCAGAUCUUUGGCUGCCUCCACCAUGAUUUUGGUCGAGAGUUUUUUGAAACUUGACUUAGAUUGUGAGGAGUGAAAUCUUUAUUCUGUUGUAUUAAAGCUUUUGUUCAUUUUAUAAAUAUUAUCUAAUAAAAGUAACUGAGUAAGA
This is a messenger RNA of Aethina tumida (small hive beetle), 4407 nucleotides long. RefSeq lists its product as uncharacterized. NCBI's taxonomy places the organism in Eukaryota, Metazoa, Arthropoda, Insecta, Coleoptera, Nitidulidae. Gene Ontology annotation, biological process: endocytosis. The transcript has 6 exons. The coding region runs from base 283 to 4335 and encodes 1350 amino acids. Gene Ontology annotation, molecular function: clathrin binding; phospholipid binding. The record is from RefSeq and is a predicted model, not a curated record. Gene Ontology annotation, cellular component: clathrin vesicle coat; endosome; plasma membrane.